Molecule: messenger RNA, 1114 nt
Organism: Brassica oleracea var. oleracea
Lineage: Eukaryota; Viridiplantae; Streptophyta; Magnoliopsida; Brassicales; Brassicaceae
Product: endochitinase PR4-like
Biological process (GO): carbohydrate metabolic process; chitin catabolic process; cell wall macromolecule catabolic process
Molecular function (GO): chitin binding; chitinase activity
Source: RefSeq, a predicted model, not a curated record
UCAAACUGUUCGGCCCUCUCUUAUUAUGAGUUGAGAAGGUAAUAUCAGUGGCCCGAGCACGUUCACACAUUUACAUUACGACUUUUCAUACAUCAUUUCACUUUUCAUACAUCAUUUCACUAUAUUUAGGCAUAACACCAUUACUUCUUCCACCAUUCUCCAAACAAAAAUCAAAAUGUUGACUCACGCUAUUUCUAAACCCAUCCUCAUAGUAACCAUUCUAUUAGUUCUACAAGCUUUCUAUACCACAACAAAGGCUCAAAACUGUGGUUGUUCGCCAGACCUAUGUUGUAGUCAGUUCGGUUUCUGCGGUAGCACUUCAGACUAUUGUGGUGUAGGUGUCUGUCAACAAGAGCCUUGUUUUGCCCCUCCUCCUGCAAACGGUGUCUCGGUUGAUGAAAUUGUCACACAAGAAUUCUUCAAUGGAAUCAUCGACCAAGCCGAGUCUAGUUGCGCUGGUAAUGGAUUUUACAGCCGAGGAGCUUUUCUUGAGGCCUUAGAGUCAUAUUCCCGUUUCGCUAGGAUUGGUUCGGUCGAUGAUUCUAGGCGUGAGAUCGCAGCCUUCUUUGCCCAUGUCACGCAUGAAACUGGACAUUUUUGCUACAUAGAAGAAAUAAACGGACCCUCAAGGGAUUAUUGCGACGAGAACGCGACGCAGUAUCCAUGCAAUCCCAACAAAGGCUAUUACGGCCGCGGACCGAUCCAACUCUCUUGGAAUUUCAACUACGGGCCAGCUGGAACCGCGAUUGGUUUUGACGGUCUCAACGCACCAGAAACAGUAGCCACGGAUCCAGUCAUAUCCUUCAAGACCGCCUUGUGGUACUGGACCAAUAGAGUUCAGCCUGUUAUCUCACAAGGCUUUGGUGCAACAAUCCGAGCCAUCAACGGCGCUCUGGAGUGCGACGGAGCCAACUCAGCCACGGUUCAAGCUAGAGUUCGUUACUACACUGAAUAUUGUCGUCAGUUAGGUGUUGACCCCGGAAACAACCUCAUUUGCUAACAAAAAAAAACAUCUAGUAGUAAUCCAUAUUAUUUGUAUACACAUUACAGAAAUAAAGACAAUGCUCAAGAAUGUAAUGACCCAUUUAUGUUAUACUCUUUUGCUUCAUUUUAA